Bombina bombina (fire-bellied toad) is the source of this 1934-nucleotide messenger RNA. RefSeq lists its product as uncharacterized. Lineage: Eukaryota; Metazoa; Chordata; Amphibia; Anura; Bombinatoridae. The coding region runs from base 74 to 799 and encodes 241 amino acids. The record is from RefSeq and is a predicted model, not a curated record. The transcript is spliced from 4 exons.
UAAUAACGGGGGAGGGGAACAAAAUCACUAAAUAAACCACAGUCAGAAAGAAAUGAAUGCCACUUAAACGGCUAUGAACACCAUGCACCGUACUUACCUCCUGCUGACACCGGUACUAACCCUGUUACUGCCCGGGUAUGUGACCCCUGCCCUGUCCCCUGUGGCAUAUGUGGUGUGGAGUGUAGAAGAUGAAAGGCAACAAGCCCAGCUACUGUGUCUGGUUCAGGGCUUGUCGGACGUGGGAGUUACCAUCUGGUUUUCUAGUGGCAACGGUACCAGUCAGGGAACUGUGUGGGCGGUCAGCCUGGCACCAUCAGCCAAACUAGUGAUGGGGAGCCAAGAGUUUAUAUUUUCGUCUGGUUCCCUGCAUCCUCAGCUUGUGUCACAGAGUGGCAGGAAGAAUACCACUAUCCCUUUGCCCAGCAAGGAUUUGCUGUCAGUGUCACGUUAUAUUGGUGACCCCUCCCCAGUGCCCAGCCAGGGUCUCAGCGCAUUUGUUCUGCUUUCCAUCUCUGGUGAUGAGCUAAAGUUGUGGGACUCUGUCAUCUGCUCUGUAGCUGAGGAAGGAAGUGAGAAAGUGUGGGCAAGCCGAAGCCUUAGUUACCCAGGUGAGAAUCGUGGUGCAGAAACGUGUAGUGAGGAUCAUUCUCUGAAAUCAGAUCUGCAGUUUCUAACCUUCAGGCUCCUGAUCUUCAAAGUUGCCACAUUUGACCUGCUGAUGACCUGCGCUGCUUUUCUGGAAACCUGGUGGGAUGUGACCCACAGAGAGAUGAGAAAUGAUGUCAAGGAAACCCCUUAACUUCUGUUACAUGACAGUGAUGUGUGUCUGUUUUAUCAAAAAAUCUUAUGAAAAUGGAGAAAUGGCCACUACUCUGCCUUCAUGGCUACUACAAGCUGAUAUAUGGGUGGCUAUGGCUCGUGCGUUAAGUUUGCUAGAAGUAAGCUUUUUGUACUCGCCAUGCAGCGCAUCUUACAUAUUGAAAGUAAAAAGGUUACUGCACAAACAAUUACCCGAUGUGUGCAAAAAGCCAAAAUAUCGAAUAUCGCAAAUGCAUUAACGUAUUCACCCAUAGACUUCAAUGGAGCGUGAAAGUGGGGAAAAAACAUAACACCCUACUCACGAGCAAACCCAAUCACAUUUUCUUAUAUAUAUAUAUAUAUAUACUGCAAAAUAAAUCCGCACUCACUGGACUUUAAAUAACAAAACUUUUUGGGGGAUUAAACCGUCCCCUUCAUCAGACCAAACUUGUUUGUUCUGAUGAAGGGGAUGGUUUGAUCCCCGAAACGUCACAACAAUAAACCACGUUUUGUUAUUUAAAGUCCAGUGAGUGAGGAUGUCAAUGAGGAGGUGAGAGUGCUUACCCCACAACUAUUGCUAUAUAUAUAUAUACUGGACAUUAUAGAAAAAAAUCCUGUUGUUUUUACAGAAAAAAAACUGGCAUCUUAAUCUGGUAAAUCCAACAUCUUUUUUUCUGUUGUUUUUACAAAAAAGGGCUGCCCUAAUUGCCAGAAUAAUUCUGUAAAAAUGUAAACAACUUUAGUUUUAAACCGUACAUUUUACUGUUUAGAACUCUUGUAAUUUACAAAAAAUAAUCAACUGGUAAAUCCAACAUCCCUUUUCUUCUAAAUUAGCAAUAGCCAUUCGCUGCAUGACACAUCACAUUUUCUCCUUUUUUGGGGGGGGGGGGGGGUAGGGGGCUAAGGCAGUGGCUUUUAAAUAAUAAAGCGAAAAAUUGCCGCUGCCAUUACUCACCUCAUUUUCCUUGCCGGGAGCAAGUGCAGUGUUUUACAUAGCGAUGUUAUUCAUGAAACACAAUGUGCCCAAAUACAAUUAAAAGAAUUAGUUAAUAUAUAGAGUGUCUUUUGCAUUGUAAUGACGAGUUUUACUGUUUAAGAAACAUUUAAAUAAAAAAAUAAAUUUUCUGUAAAAUGUA